Molecule: messenger RNA, 879 nt
Organism: Symbiodinium natans
Lineage: Eukaryota; Dinophyceae; Suessiales; Symbiodiniaceae
Source: the annotation of a GenBank genome assembly
AUGGACUCUGACAAAAAUCAUGGCCCGAGCUUCAACAUGGACUUGCUCAAAGAUCCAGAAAAGCUGAAAUUCUUUGUCAUGAAGUACUCGCAAACAGAAGCCUUCAAGAUCUGGGCUGGCUUCGCAGUCAUCGCCUUUGUCGUGUUCAUGCUGGUAUCCAGUGGCGAUUUCUCUUUCCUUCUGACGCUCUCAUCUCUUCUGAGCAUGUUCAGCUUCCUCAUGGUAGCACUGAAGAUGGAGAUUGGCCGCUCCUGCAAGGGAGUUUCCCUGAAGAUGAUGGAGUCCUACCUUGUGAUCUUCUUCUUUCGUCUCUGUGCCAUUAUUCCUUUCGAGGGGUACCUGCCAUUUGACAAGUCAGGCGAUUGGUUCUACCAAACCUGCGAGGCUCUGGGCUUCUGCCUGGCGGGCACGAUUGUGUACUUCUGCCGCAUAAAAUAUGCCGCAACCUAUGACCCCGCAACGGACACCUUCCAACAUUUGUACCUGGGCGUUGGUGCACUAGGCCUGUCGUUGAUCUUCCAUCCGAAUCUGAACGGCUUUCUGCCUUCCGACAUUGGUUGGGCCUUUGCUCUUUACUUGGAGUCAGUGGCGGUGCUGUGCCAAUUGUUCAUGUUCAUGAAGGAGGGUCGGGCACAGGAGCACACUUCCCACUUCUUGGCUGCGCAGGCACUGGCCAAGCUGAUGUCCUUCAUCUUCUGGGCUUCUUCGUUUAGCGAGCUUUCCGACCCAAAUCACCACAUUAAGGCCUUCGUGGGGAACUGGGUGGUUUGCGCACAGCUGGUGCAGCUGCUGAUCAUGGGGGACUUUAUCUACCAUUACAUGCGAUGCAUCCAGCAAGGCAUUCCAGUCUCCCAGCUCCUGUCGUCGGACGCUGUCUGA